CAGACUGUGAUCGACCAGAGUUUGGCAUCAAGAUCUGGAAUAGGCAGUUGGCGAGCAGGAGGAGUUGCUCUCGUUGUCCGCGAACGAAAUUCUCUGAAGACUGAAGGCGUCGUUGAAUGAGCGACGACAAGGAGAUGGCAUCCUCUGUUGCGCAGACUGCAGUGGGGAAGGCACUGAGAGAUGUGCUGGCCAAAGUGCAAAAGGCAGCAGAGAAAGCGGGGAGAUCGCAGCCGCCGCGCCUAGUUGCCGUCAGCAAGACCAAGCCCGUCUCCAUGCUCAUGGAGGCUUACAACGCCGGCCAGCGCCACUUCGGCGAGAACUACGUCCAGGAGCUGCUAGAAAAAGCGCCCGAGAUGCCGCGCGACGUGCACUGGCACUUCAUCGGUCAUCUGCAGAGCAACAAGGCAAAGGCCCUGGUGCAAGCGGUGCCGAACCUGUACUCAGUCGAAACGGUAGAUAGCGAGAAGAUCGCGAACCACCUGAACAGGGCCUGCGAGGGCGCGCAGCGGGACGAGAAGCUCAAGGUCAUGGUGCAAGUGAACACGAGCGGGGAGGAGACCAAGUACGGCGUCGAGCCUAACGAGUGCGUGGAUCUCGCGAAGCACGUGCAUAACCAGUGUCCAAACCUGCGGUUAGCGGGCCUGAUGACGAUCGGGAUGCUGGACUACACGUCGAAACCGGAAAACUUCCAGAUGCUACUAGACUGUCGACAGCGGGUCUGUCGAGAGCUCGACUUGCCGGAGGACGACCUCGAGUUGAGUAUGGGCAUGUCGCAGGACUUCGAAGCUGCGACCGAGAUGGGGAGUACAAACGUACGAGUUGGGUCGUCGAUUUUUGGAGCACGGGACUAUUCACAAAAGUGAGCCGAACUGCACGUAUUUGCGACAAUGAUUUUGUGGCAAUCAUACAACAGGCGGCAGGAUUCCGCCAGCAUUUGGCAUGCAUUGUAAGAUUAUAAUCCCCUAUGUUUGCGAUGAUCAUCACAGAAACGUCAAAAGCUAGGCGCUUGAAAUGACAUGGUACAAACGCCAGUCGGCUUGUGGACUUUGCGUUGAUGAUCAUGCCUUCUUCAAAAUCGAUCUCGAAUCUGGCAUCU
This is a messenger RNA of Klebsormidium nitens, 1096 nucleotides long. NCBI's taxonomy places the organism in Eukaryota, Viridiplantae, Streptophyta, Klebsormidiophyceae, Klebsormidiales, Klebsormidiaceae. The record is from the annotation of a GenBank genome assembly.